CUAUGAAGGAUGAACGGCACAGAUUUCAUUAUAUUGAACAUUCGAUGGUGAAGAGGAACCAUUCGGCUCUCCCGGCCCAGAUCCAUGAAAAAGCCCAUCGCUUAUUAAAUUACGGGCUUAACUGACAUUCUCAUCUCCUGACGUGACGGCGGAUCAUCCCCACUGCUGCCGGAAGCAGGUGGCUCGGCACUCGAUGUUCCCUGAGUUCCCCUCGCCAGUCUAAUACGUUUUUGCAAAUACCCCUAUAAAUGCGAAAACACAGUAACAAAAGUGGGAAUCCUUUGCUAGGGUUUUUAGCUAAUCUGGUGCUUGGUGGAGCGAAACACAGAGCAAUUCAACCAUAGCAGCGCUUUAAUUCUAUCUUUAUCUUCUUCUCAAAACAGAGGUGCUUCCAUGGACCGCUUGCGUCCUCGGAACAGACCGGUCUUUUUUGGAUUCACCAAUGCUGAGAUUGAGAAAAUGGAAAAAUUGCUUAAAGAUUCAGGGGAAGAAUCACUGGGCAAGGAGUUUUGCCAAAGACUUACUAAAAGUUUUAACCGCUCCUCUGGUCGCGCUGGCAAACCAGUCAUAAAAUGGACUGAGAUACAGAGUUGGUUUCAGACAAGGCUUCCAGAACCACCCGAAGUCCCCAAAAACAAGUUGACUCAUACAAAUGGUCUUGUAAGUAAGGAAGGAAUUAUCCGAGACCCAUCAGAGUUGGAAUUUGAGGCAAGAUCAUCAAAAGAUGGAGCAUGGUAUGAUGUUGAGAAGUUUCUUGCCCACAGAUUUCUCAGCACAGGUGAAGCUGAAGUCCGUGUCAGAUUUGUUGGAUUUGGAGCUGAGGAAGAUGAGUGGGUCAAUAUAAAAGAUGCAGUGAGAGAACGCUCGGUGCCUUUAGAAAAUACUGAAUGUUCCAACCUAAAAGUUGGAGACCCUGUCUUGUGCUUCCAGGAGAGGAGAGAUCAAGCAAUUUAUUAUGAUGCCCAUGUUUUAGAGAUCCAAAGGAAAAUGCAUGAUAUCAGAGGCUGCAGGUGUCUCUUCUUGAUUCGGUAUGAUCAUGACAACAGUGAGGAAAAAGUUCGCCUGAGGAGACUUUGCCGCAGUCCAAGAUCCUAGGUUUAAAUUCUUGUCCAAAAAAGAGAAAAUUCUAGGUUUACAUGGUAUUAAUCAAUUUUUGAAAUUCAGCUGCGUGGCCUCAGCCUUUGGGCUUCCGCAACGAGCCUGAUACGCGGCGAGAAUCAGCAUGCGGCUGAAAAUACCUGUGUUUCGGCUUGUUCAUAUAACUUUAAUUGCUGAAACAUGGAAUUUUGUUCACUUGUUGGGCGCCGUGGAAUAGGUGCUUAAGCCAUCAGUUUAAUUUGCGGAUCAGCGAUUAA
Messenger RNA from Prosopis cineraria, 1355 nucleotides. RefSeq names its product protein SAWADEE HOMEODOMAIN HOMOLOG 1-like. The record is from RefSeq and is a predicted model, not a curated record. The coding region runs from base 394 to 1095 and encodes 233 amino acids. NCBI's taxonomy places the organism in Eukaryota, Viridiplantae, Streptophyta, Magnoliopsida, Fabales, Fabaceae. Gene Ontology annotation, molecular function: chromatin binding. The transcript is spliced from 9 exons.